Messenger RNA from Maylandia zebra (zebra mbuna), 6330 nucleotides. Its product is annotated as NACHT and WD repeat domain-containing protein 2. NCBI's taxonomy places the organism in Eukaryota, Metazoa, Chordata, Actinopteri, Cichliformes, Cichlidae. Gene Ontology annotation, molecular function: protein binding. The record is from RefSeq and is a predicted model, not a curated record.
AGAGACGACACAGAGCUGCUCUCCGUUUGGGACGCGCGAUAAGUUCCUGCCAGGAGUUUUCCCUCCUUGUGUUUUGUUAUUUGAACAGCAGCUGUUUAUCAGGCAUGCACACCGGAGGAAAAUCCCCUUUGGAUUCUGGCUUCAGCACAUCUUGUGUGAAAAUCUACCUGUGCUCCAACCCAGAAGACAGCGUGGUGGAGCGUAGAGCUCUGAGGGACAGUGUGUUCCCCAGAUUCAGAGAGCACUGCAGACACUCGCUGGCACUGGAUGUCAGGGUGAUAGACCCGUUUGAAUCCAGUGAUCCCAGUCGCUGGCCAGAUGAAGACACCAGGCAUCAGAUGAUACAUGAAUGCAGAGGAAGCUCAGCUGGACCUUUUUUACUGGCUCUGGUAGGGCAUCAGUAUGGCACAGCCCGUGUGCCCGCUCAGGUGGAGGUGUCAGAGCUGCAGUUGCUGCUGCAGCAGUGUCAGGAGGCUGGCGUCAGUACACAGGAGCUGGAGAAAGUUUAUCAGCGGGACGAGAACACCAUCCCUACGACCUACUGCCUGAGAGCUCCGCACAGACGCAGCUAUUCUCUGCAGGAAAGAAAUAAGGUGAAGGAGGAAAGCAAAACCAAGACUAAAGAGGAAGAACUGAGGAAGCUGUUUCAGGCAGCUGUGAGUCUGUGUGUCCAAAGUGGCAGCAUGACCCCAGAGAGGGCCAAAAUCUUCUACAGAUCAGCCCUCGAUGCAGAUCUGCAUUAUGCUCUGGAAAGCUGUCCUGAGAGUGACAUCGGCAGACGCUGCUUGGUCUAUGUCCACAAGAUCAUCAAUGCAAAAGCAGAGAGACAAAAGGGACCUGUGAAAAUACAACUACAGUCAAAGUUGGAGGAUGCCACUCUGAGUUCAUCACCCACUAACGAAAAGUUACUGUCAGAGCUGUGUGAGUGCUUCCUCCCUCAUCUCGUCACUUCCCGCCAACUUCUAGUCUACACCAUCACCACAGAGUGCGACCGCCGCCAUGGUUACACAUCAGCUAGGAGGCGCGGCUAUGCUGAUUCUCUGUGCCAGCAGGUGUACUGUGACCUUGUGCAGAUGACUGACGGUCUGAACGUUUCUCAAAGCGCAGAACCUUCUCCCCUCUGUGACGUUUUAUCCCGAGAGCAGGCCGAACAGGAGCAGCUGUGUGACAUCCUCAGUCGGUUUUAUGACGUCAUUCAGCCCGAGGAGGAAAAGGUCAGAGCCUAUGUGAAGCAGAGGUACCAUCAGUUCCCUCUGGUAGUGACCGGAGGCCCGUGUACAGGAAAGACGGUCCUGCUAGCACACUGCACUCAGCAGAUGAAGCACUGGCUUGCAGACAGCGAUCCUGUGGUGAUCAGUUUUUUCUGCAACCUAUCAAUUAAUGCUUCACCAAAGCAUCUGCUGUCGAGCUUGUGUUAUCAGAUAUCCUGCAGAUAUCUCACUGACUCCUUGUCUAAGCAGGAUGCUAGCCACUGCAGUGACCUGGAUGAUCCUGGCAGUACCACCGACCCCAGAGAGGUCACAUCCAGCUGUAGCCAAACAUCUGUUUUGGAUUCCCAACAUGAGGGCGGCACCAAAGAGCAUGUUUCUGACUGCAAGCAAAGCUGGAGUACCGCUCAACAUCCAGAUCAAAGACAGCUGGAUUUUGGCAACAUAAAACCCGACGCUUGUCUGUCUGAACUUAAAGAACACCUCUCAUCCCUCAUCAGCCACCUGCCUUCAACUGAAAAGCCUCUUGUCCUUAUUCUUGAUGGAUUAGAUCAACUCAAAAACAACACUGGUCUUCAAAUCAUUGAGUGCCUUCCCAGGCCCCUUCCUCCCGCUGUCAAACUCAUCGUCACAGCUUCCUCCAAUCGAGAACACUUCCUGCAAGCCAUAAAACUACACUAUGCAUCUCAGAGUGUAUCAGAGGACAUGUGUACAGGAAGGUUGUGUAUACAGUUGGGACUGGUGGACAGGAAACAGAGCGUACAGAUGCUGGCAUCUCUGCUGAAAGGUUCAGGAAGGAGGGUGACGUCUGGACAACAAGCUCUGGUCAACCAGGCUCUCGCUCGCUGUUGUCUGCCGCUCUAUGCUCGCCUCCUUCAUGCACACACCUCGCUCUGGCGCUCUGAUUCCGAUGUGACUGAGUCAUCUCUCCCCGAUGGCGUUCAUUCAUCUAUUUCUGCGCUCCUGGAUCACCUUGAGCAGAAACAUUUCUCUUCCAUCGUGGCUCGCACCGUCUCUUACCUCACCAUCUCCAGGUCUGGGCUCACAGAGGCUGAGCUCGCCGAUUUGCUGUCCAUUAAGGAAGAUUUGCCGCACAAAGGCUCUUCAUUUAAGAUGACAGUCCCACAAGUCGAUGUGGAGAGACUUCUUUUGGAUUUAAAGAGCUUUCUUAUCCAACGGAAAGUUGCAGGUUCCCUGGUUUUGUUCUGGGUGAGCAGGCAUUUCAAGUUGGUCGUGGCGAAAAGGUAUUUAGACGCUCCUGAUGUAAGAAGAAGGCUUCAUUCUGAGAUGGCCGACUAUUUUAGUGGACAGACGUCAGGCGUAAACAAGGAUGCAGCCUUAAAAACACACACAGACACUCGGCAACCCAGCCAGCCGUUUGUAUUCACUUCAAUCAAAGGUGGUGGUCGGGUGAAUGUGAGAAAAAUCGUAGAACUGCCGUAUCACCUGCAGCAGAGUGGCAGGUGGAAGGAGUUUGAGUGCGUGCUGUUGCUGUCAUUUGGGUUUCACCAGGCUAUGGUUCGAGCUGAUCUUCUUGGAGAUCUGCUAGCUAUGUUGGAGACUGAAGAGGAGUCAUCUCAGGUUAAGUUUGUAAGAGAAAGGCUGCUACUAGCAAGCACAUUGAAGUCUUCUGCUUGCUUCCUGCAGAGCUCACCUCUGCAGCUGCCCUCAGUGAUGGAGACAAACCUCCUCCCCUAUUUGGAGGUCUUUCCUGCUCUUGAGGGUUAUGUCAGGGAAACCAAGGAAGGGAGAGGAAGUGGAUUAGAAAUAGUGCUUUGCCCCAGUCCUCCCUGUGUUCCCCACAUUCAGUACUUAAAGUACGAUGACAUAAAUAAGGGCGUUUGUGUCAGAGAGAUCGCCGGUACAAAGUGUGGGGUUGUUGCCGAGAUCACAGAUGAAGGCUCUGCUUGGAUUUGGAAAGGGUGUGGAUAUGAUGUGGCCAAACUGUCACUCAGAUGCGAGCAGACAGAGUUAAAGUUUGCAGGCGUGAAGAGCAGCGGUCCGUUCCUCCUGCUUUCCACAAGCUGCAGCAAGCUUUUCGUGUGGGAUGUGGAAGGCCCAGAAAAGUUUCUCGAGGUCAAAGACCCUUUUAAAAACACGUGCGAGUCGAGCGAAACACCCAGCAACAUCGAGGGAUUCGUCGCACAUCAGAAAACGCUGUCCGUGUGGUGGAAAGAUGAGAGUUUUGUGAGCGUGUUUGACAUCUCCAGUGAAACCCUAACUCAUUUCCAGUGUCAGAGCCCUGUGACCUGUUCAGUGUUCUCCUCUGAUGGUUUUUUCAUGUACUGUGGGCAGGAGGAAGGCACAGUGUCCGUAUUUGACAUGAAAUCCAGCAGUCUGCUUAGCACCUGCUCAAACUCAAACCACAGCGCUGUUACGCUGAUCAUCCUCCAUGAAGACAAGAGGGAAAUGGCAUGUGUUGAUAGGACUGGAAGUGUAGCUUUAUGGGACGUGGCAGCCAAUACACAACCACCCAGACUUGUGAAAGAAAGUUUCACUCAGGGUUACUCUACUAACAUACUCAGUACAGAUUAUUGCAGUGAAAUCAAUACUCUUUUGAUGUGUCAAGCCCACCAGGCUUCACUGUGGGAUACUUGUAACUGGGAGCUGUGGGACCAGUUCUUGGCUCCACAGGGAAGAGCCUUCACUCAAGCUGUGCUCUCCCAGGAUGGCCAUCUUUUCCUGGCUUUGUUAGACACUUGCACCUUUAUCUUGGUGUGGAGGGUCAGCAGUGGGGAGUGUGUGCUCUCCUUAGAAACGAACAAGCAGCCACACACACUCCUCAAAAUGGCCUCAGAUGUCAUUUGUGUCAGUCACGAUGGCUGCCUGACAGUGUGGGACUCCGAGAUGAUUGAUGCUGCAGGAAGUGCACAGAAAAUGGGCGGUGGAGUAAAGGAGGUGGUGGUGGAGCAAACAGGCGUGUGGUUCUACACCAGAGAUGGGUCGGAGAAGGUGUGGAAGUGGAGUCUAGACACGGGACUUCCACAUGUUAACUUCCUGCAUACUGGGCCUGUGGAAAAACUGCAGCUUUCCCCAAACGGCAUCCACCUGGUGUCACUCUCGGCUGGAGAUAUUUACGUGUGGCGGACGGAAACAGGUGAAAAUAUCCUCCGCAUCGGUGGCAGCAGAGCUAGAGACAUCCUGAUCACCCCUAAUAACAACUUUGGAGUGAGCAUUUCUGAGCGAGGCCUCUCGCGGGUUUUCAAGAUUGCGCAAGGAAAUAUCGUGUGCAGCAUCCACCCAUACCUAUCUGAUGCUCAGGUUUCACCUGAGAGCACCUACCUGCUCGGUUGUUGCCAUGGAGACCUGCUGGCUGCCAGUCUGUGGUCGGGUUCGAUUAGCAAACGUUUCUCCUGUGUGGAAAGCUCUGAGGAGGUUGUCGCUUUCCAAACUCUUUCACAGCACCCAGAAUUUGUGGUUGUGAUGGCGGCCUCAGGGACGGUGUACACGUGGAAGGUGGCAGAGGAGACUGUGUGCUGGCACUUUCAGCUGCCACACAUGUUUCACUGUCAGCCUGAGGACUUCCAAAUGUCCUCCAAUGGCAGCUAUGCACUGCUGUCCAUUGACAGCGGCGCAAUUAACCUCUUAAAUCUGUCUCGAGUCACACUGUGCUCAUUCAAAGUCGAGGGUCCUGUCAUUAAAGCCUGCCUGGACAAAACUGGACACUAUGUUGCUUACAUAACCACGCCCUCCGGGCUGGAGGACAGCUGUGACUGCUACCUGCAUGCGAGGCCCAUCCUCCGAGUCACGCGACUUUCAGAUGGGGAGAGAUUAGGAGCUGUGCAUCUGUCUAAGAAUCCACUAGCUCUGGUUAUUUGUGAGCAGCACUGUGUGUUUGUGGGCUUUGGGGAUGGGUCUGUAGGUGUGUACUACAUUUCAGAUGUCACAGUCGAUGAGGAUGAGCCAAUCAGGUGCUGGGAAGAUCCUAGCGGCCAGUUGAAGCAAUGUCCCUUUGACAGGACGCCAUUCAGCUGGUUUCCUCAAGACACACCAAAUGUUACAUGGGCUUAAGAUUAUUAUAUGAUUCUGAACAAAGAAUGUGCAAAUUUUAAUAUUAGACAAAGAUCAUCUGAGUCAAUAGAAAAUGCAGCUUUUAUUUACCAAUUACAUUGAUUGAGGGAAAACAGCUAUCCAACUAUACAUGACCCUGUGAGAAAUAGUAAUUCCCCCCUUGUUAAAUCAUGAAUUUACCAGCCCUGAUUACUACCAGACCUUUUUAAUUAAGAAAUCACUUAAACAGAACCUGUCUGACAAAGUGAAGAAGGCUAAAAGAUCUUAAAAAGCAAAGAAACUUCAGAAAACAUAGUCACUGACAUCUAUCAGUCUAGAAAGGGCAUUUGGACUAACACAGAGAUACGUCAUCCACAGCUGUAAAACGGUGAAGGAGUGGUCGACAUACCAAUGACUCAUCCAGGAAGUCACAAAAAACAAAUCCCACCUUUCACAAACGUUUUGUGUGGGAUGCAAAAGGCUCAGAAAAGUUUCAUGAGGCCAAAGAGCCUUUUAAAAACACAUGUGAGUCGAGCGAAACGCCCAGGAACAUCGAGGGAUUCGUCACACAUCAGAAAAAGCUGUCUUUGUGGUGGAAAUAUGAGAUGUUAUGACAAAGGGUCGUCUCACAUUUACCAAAGAACAUCUCGACGAUCCCCAAGACUUUUCGGAGCAUGUUCUGUGGACUGAUGAGACAAAAGCUGAACUUUUUAAAAGGUUUGAUCUGGUGUAAAACUAACACAACACAUAAAAAAAGAACCAACAGUCAAACCUGGUGGUUUGUGGUAGUGUAAUGGUCUGGGGCUGCUUUGCUGCUUCAGGAUCUGGACGAGUCACUGUAACUGAUGAAACCAUGAAUUCUGUUGUUAGCAGUUAAUAGGUUAACUUUUUAACACAGGGCCAGAUAGAUCACACAAUGAAGAGCGUCAUAUUAUAAAUUCUUGUAAGUACAUAAUACUGUAAACUGUAUAUAUCGAUGUAUAAAUAUUAAACAUGUUUGGUGUAUGCUGGCACAGGCAGGAGAUUUGCUGCAAUUAUCUAAAACCAAACUGUCUGAUAAAUCUCUUUUUGUGUGUAUUUUGUAAACACGACACCACUUUGGCAUGAAUGCAUCAUGGUUUGUAUUCCCAAU